Messenger RNA from Conger conger (European conger), 2668 nucleotides. RefSeq names its product protein kinase C and casein kinase substrate in neurons protein 2-like. Gene Ontology annotation, biological process: regulation of endocytosis; plasma membrane tubulation; cytoskeleton organization. The transcript has 9 exons. The record is from RefSeq and is a predicted model, not a curated record. Gene Ontology annotation, molecular function: phospholipid binding; protein binding. NCBI's taxonomy places the organism in Eukaryota, Metazoa, Chordata, Actinopteri, Anguilliformes, Congridae. Gene Ontology annotation, cellular component: endosome; cytoplasm; plasma membrane. The coding region runs from base 8 to 1183 and encodes 391 amino acids.
CUCCGACAUGUCAUCCAUCCUGAAAGAAACGGCGCUCCUGGAGGACACCAACAAUGAGAGCUUCUGGAUGCCUAGAAACUACCAACGCACAGUGAAGCGGACCCAGGACUCCUUCCAGGUGUGCAACGACCUGGUGGUGUGCUUCCAGGAGCGCGCGCGCGUGGAGAGACAGUACGCCCAGCACCUGAGUGAGUGGAGCAGCAAGUGGAAGCCCCUGGUGGAGAGCAGCCCGCUGUACGGGUCCCUGCUCCAGGCAUGGCAGUGCUUCCUCACGUCGGCUGACCGCCUCUCCGCCCUGCACGCCUCCAUCUGUAAGUCCCUGGUGUCCGAGGACGGCGACCGGGUGAAGACCUGGCAGAAAGAGACCUUCCACAAGAAGAUAUUUUGUGGUUUCCGAGAGUCGCAGGACCUUGACACGGGUUUUUCCAGAGCUCAAAAGCCCUGGGCCAAAAGACUGAAAAAGCUGGAGAAGGCGCGGGAUAACUACCACAAGGCCGCCCGCAAGGAGCAGACGGCUCAGGAGCGAGAGACGCACGCCCAGGGGAACCCCGACAUCGCCAUCGAGAAGCAGAGGAAGAUACAGGAAGCCAGGGAAGAGGCUGGGGAGGAGACAAAAAAGAUGCGCUUGCGCUAUGAGAAGGUGCUGGAGGAGGUGUCCCGCUACGCCCCGCGCUACAUGGAGGAGAUGGAGUGCAUUUUCGACCAGGCACAAGAGGAGGAGAAGAAGAGGAUCAGCUUCCUUAAGCAAGCCUUUCUGUCCAUACACAGACACCUGGACAUCACAAACAAUGACAGUGUGAAGGCGGUGUACGGCGAGCUCCACCACGCCCUCAUGUCCAUUAACGAGCAGGAGGACCUGCGCUGGUGGAGGAACCACCGUGGGCCCGGCAUGCCCACCGACUGGCCGCAGUUCCAGGACUGGAUUCCCACAGAAAAGCCGAAGAAAGAGAAGAGGCAGAUAGUUGAGAAAGAAACUCCUCUGGAGAGAAGCGUGAUGAUUGGAGGAGUGAAAGUUAGAUCGCUGUAUGACUACGUGGGACAGGAACCAGACGAGCUCUCCUUUAAAGCAGGCGAGGUGUUUCUGAAGAUUGAAGAUGAAGAUGACCAAGGCUGGUGUCGCGGGAUCAACGGCGAUGGGAAGGAAGGCUUGUACCCAGCUAAUUACGUACAACCGGUGCUGUAACUUCAACCCGCCACUAGGGGGAACUAAAGUGAUUAAACGCAACUAUGCUUUCGUCGACUAUAUUGGCACAGCUGCUGUAACUUCAACCCGCCACUAGGGGGAACUAAAGUGAUUAAACGCAACUAUGCUUUUGUCGACUAUAUUGGCUCAGUUCAUGCAGUGAUGUCGGUGAGCCUGUGGGACCUGGAGUCCCAGUAGUGUUUUUUGGCUGAGGCUUUCUCAAAAACACUGCAGUGCCAGUGCCUUAUUUCUUCAGUGCCUCUUAAACUCAGUAUAGGUGUUUCUGCACGUUGGGCUGUGCAUUUUAUGUUGGGCUGUGCAUCUCUCCGUUGUAGGUUCGACGUAAAGGAGAUUUAUCCUUGCAAAAAGCUGGAGCUUUUAAAAAAAAACUAAACAUUUUGUAUUAAUUGAGAAAGAGAGGUUUGACAACUAAGGGCAUUUUGAUUUGCGUUUGGCUUCUAUGUAAGCUAGCCUAUUUAUUUAACAUUGUCUGGAAUGUGCCGUCAGUUAUUAAAUAAGUCAAUCAGCUAUAGCUGCUGUACAGUCAUUUGACUAUCUGCAACCAUGCUGUUACGGUUGCCAAAACCAGAACUCCAUACAGCGAAUUAGCCACUGCUAAAACCAGAACUCCAUACAGCUAAUUAGCCACUGCUAAAACCAGUUUGUUCUUGUGUAUUUCAUGUAACUCUCCAUGAGUGCAUUUCCGCUAAUGCUCAUAGUUGCUCUCAAGUAAUGCCAACAGCACAAGCUUUUAUUUAAAAUCUUAUUUAAAAAAUGUUCUGCACAGAUUUAUGCAAGCAUCUUAAGAUGUACAGUUAUCCUAAUUACACAAUUUUAUUACCAAUGAUUUAGUUUUUUCCAUUUAGCUUCCAUGGGUCCAGUAGGAACUACAACACAGAUCUUGAGAGCCAGGGAACCACUCAUAGUUUUUCAAUAGGGAUGAAUGCCACAGUUUAUCUCUAAAUUCCGUGCUAUAUUAAUUAUGGGCGUUCGUGAAAACAUACACUGCAUAGCUUUGAAAACAUUGUUUGUGUGCUUGCAUUUCAUUAUAUGUGUCCAUUGGUCAUAAUCUCUUAUGGUUUUUCCCGGGCUCAUGAAAUGGCGUAAACAUAGUUUAAUGUAUUUACACAAGGGAGGUUUUAAAAGCUCGAUAUUAUUGCACAAUGCUUUGGCAGAGUGCUGAAGUACACUCUAUGGAUUCAAUUGCAGUGAGUGAAGCUUAGUGAGUUUUGGGCCAUUGGAACUGAAUCUCUUAUUAUUGAUUCAUAAAACUUGAGUGUGCGGUAUGGGAUUUUUAAUUUUGUAGUUAGCAUUAUAAAUAGCAUUAUUUGUUGAUUGCCUUUAUUACACAAGUGAGCUUCAGUUGUGUUGUGUUCUGUUGCGGAGGAAGAACUCCUUCGCCGUGUUCAUCUUUCACCUUGGCAUGCUUCUCAGCCACAGACAUGCACUGCAUUGUAAGAAUAUUAAAUCAAUCGUUUGAGAUCA